AUGAGAAUCCCAGGUGUAGGAGAUGACUUCAAAGUUCAGAAAUUCUGUGACACUGACCAAGGUUGUGGGACUUUUCCACAUGCAUACUCAAAUUUGCAUGAUACCAAAGAAGAUAACAAUAAACAGCUUAUUGACCUCAAUGUUAUUCCAGAAUUAGAUCAAGUUUACUUCGAAUUUCAUAAUCACAUAAUCCCUGACCAAUCAUCUGGACCGUCAAUUUCCUUGAGAUCUUUUGAUAAACAACUCACACCAAUGACAUCACAAAGUUCUGGUGAAAGAAUGGGGUCAUUGGUUGAAUUGGACCACAUAACUGAAAGUCCUCCUGUCCCUCAAGAUCCCAGUAGUGAAGGAAUAACACCUGAAACGAUGGCACCCUUGUUUCAAUAUGAUGAUGGUGAUAGAAAAAGACGCAAGUACACUAAUUAUUUGCCUUUGGGAGAUGUCAAGGGGAAAAAACCAAUCACAGAACCACUGGAUGAAAUUGCUCCUGGACUUCAAAAUGAAUCAUUCAAUUCACAAAUUCCUGAAUCUCAAUAUGUUGUACCACAUCUCUUGAUAGGUUUUCUCCAAUGGCAAUACAGCUUAGCCAUCUGGAAAAAGGAUGGUCUUUCUGAAGAGAUCAAGGAUGCUUUUGACUCCUUGAAACACUUAGCUAGCCUGGACAUCCCAGAUUCUGUCAAUGAAAAGGCAAUUUCAAGCAAAAUAAAUCUAGCUAUCAACAAAAUCAAAACUGAUUUAGUCACAGGAGUCAUUGGAGCUUUAAACAUGAUCUCUUGGCAAGGAGAAAAAGUUUCAACACCUAUCAAUGUGUUGAUCCAAGAUGCAUGGGAAUUUCUACACAAGUUCUUGAAGGAAGACAUCACUUCUUUCAAAGAGCAAUACCUCUGUCCUUCUACUAGGGGAAUGAAAAAAUGCCGCCGCCUCCCUUUUGGAUCUGAGAAUCUGCUGAGCUACACGAUGUCUCUCAAAGAUGAUAACAAGAUACCUCCACAGACCACCCAUAGGAUGUUACAAAUAUGGGCCAGUUCAUCCAUCUACAGGGAUUCUAUCCCUGAAUCUUCUUUGAACUACUUGUCAUUCAUUCAUAGUUCAAAGAAUGACCAAUCCUUAACAGCUCUUCCUCAAGGAAAAGUUAUGCUUAGUCAAUCUCUUGUUCAAAAAGCAUUCAAGAGAGCAAAGGAGGACAUCACACCAGCAUUCAUGGGUAUUUUAUGGUUAAUGCAUCCAGGGCUUGAAGUGUACAAAAACUGGGAUGAAAUUUAUGAGAGUGGAUGGAAAUUCUUGGAAGCGUAUUUCUCUAGAUGGACAAGCUAUUUAGCAAAAAGCAAUGAUCCUAUCACCCUAACCCCAAUUGAAGGGAAAACAAUUGCAGAAGAUUGCUCUGACUUCAAAGGAAUAAUGCAGUACCUAGGAAAUUUAGGUAGCACACGCUACAUACCUAUGACACUGAUUUGGCAUCUUGCAGAUUUGUGGUAUGAAGAGAAAAUCAUUCUCAAGAAAAGUGAAAUUAUUUAUUCAAGGUUUGAUAAAUUGAAACCAGACCGUACUGCAAUCAAAAUGAAAUGUUUGAAGUUAUCUGAAGGCUCUUUCAAUGCAAAGGGGCCAAGGAAAUCAUCAGAAAUGUGA
This is a messenger RNA of Melampsora larici-populina 98AG31, 1626 nucleotides long. RefSeq lists its product as uncharacterized. Bases 1 to 1626 code for a protein of 541 amino acids. NCBI's taxonomy places the organism in Eukaryota, Fungi, Basidiomycota, Pucciniomycetes, Pucciniales, Melampsoraceae. The transcript is spliced from 2 exons. The record is from RefSeq and is a predicted model, not a curated record.